UGAGUGCGCUCGGGGAGAGCAGCGAGGCCAAUAUGGCUUCCCGCACCUGGUGACGGUUGAAGAAACUGUUAGUCUCAUGGAGAAGACCCGGGGCGUCGAGGAGACUUCAGAACCAAUGGAGGAGGAAGAGGAAGAUGAUGACUUGGAGCUCUUUGGUGGCUACGACAGUUUCCGGAGUUAUAACAGCAGUGCGGGCAGUGAGAGCAGCUCCUACCUCGAGGAGUCAAGUGAAGCAGAAAAUGAGGAUCGGGAAGCAGGGGAGCUGCCCACCUCCCCCUUGCAUUUGCUUAGCCCUGGGACUCCCCGCUCCAUGGAUGGCAGUGGUUCUGAGCCAGCUGUCUGUGAGAUGUGUGGUAUCGUGGGUACGAGGGAAGCCUUCUUCUCCAAGACCAAGAGAUUCUGCAGCGUCUCCUGUUCUAGGAGCUACUCCUCCAACUCCAAGAAAGCCAGUAUCUUGGCUAGAUUACAGGGAAAACCACCUACCAAGAAGGCCAAAGUCCUGCACAAAGCUGCCUGGUCUGCCAAAAUUGGAGCCUUCCUCCAUUCCCAAGGGACAGGACAACUCGCAGAUGGGACACCAACAGGGCAGGACGCGCUGGUCUUGGGUUUCGACUGGGGGAAGUUCCUGAAGGAUCACAGUUACAAGGCUGCUCCUGUCAGCUGCUUUAAACACGUCCCACUCUAUGACCAGUGGGAGGAUGUGAUGAAGGGGAUGAAGGUGGAGGUGCUCAACAGCGAUGCUGUGCUCCCCAGCCGUGUGUACUGGAUCGCCUCGGUCAUCCAGGCGGCAGGGUACCGGGUGCUGCUCCGGUAUGAAGGCUUUGAAAAUGACGCCAGCCAUGACUUCUGGUGCAACCUGGGGACUGUGGAUGUCCACCCCAUCGGCUGGUGUGCCAUCAACAGCAAGAUCCUGGUGCCCCCGCGGACCAUUCAUGCCAAGUUCACCGAUUGGAAGGGCUACCUCAUGAAACGGUUGGUGGGCUCCAGGACGCUUCCCGUGGAUUUCCAUAUCAAGAUGGUGGAGAGCAUGAAGUACCCCUUUCGGCAGGGCAUGCGGCUGGAGGUGGUGGACAAGUCCCAGGUGUCACGGACCCGCAUGGCUGUGGUGGACACGGUAAUCGGGGGUCGCCUACGGCUUCUCUACGAGGAUGGCGACAGCGAUGAUGACUUCUGGUGCCACAUGUGGAGCCCCCUGAUCCACCCAGUGGGUUGGUCAAGGCGUGUCGGCCAUGGCAUCAAGCUGUCAGAGAGGCGCAGCGACAUGGCCCACCAUCCCACUUUCCGGAAGAUCUACUGUGAUGCUGUUCCUUAUCUGUUCAAGAAGGUUCGAGCUGUCUACACGGAAGGCGGUUGGUUUGAGGAGGGGAUGAAACUGGAAGCCAUUGACCCCUUGAAUCUGGGCAACAUCUGCGUGGCAACCAUCUGCAAGGUCCUCCUGGAUGGCUACCUGAUGAUCUGUGUGGACGGGGGGCCCUCCACAGAUGGCUCAGACUGGUUCUGUUAUCAUGCCUCUUCCCACGCCAUCUUCCCAGCCACCUUCUGCCAGAAGAAUGACAUUGAGCUCACACCCCCAAAAGGGUAUGAGGCUCACACUUUCAGCUGGGAGACCUACUUGGAGAAGACCAAGGCGAAAGCAGCUCCAUCAAGACUCUUCAACACGGACUGCCCCAACCAUGGUUUCAAGGUGGGCAUGAAGCUGGAGGCCGUGGACCUCAUGGAGCCCCGGCUCAUCUGUGUGGCCACUGUGAAGCGGGUGGUGCACCGUCUCCUCAGCAUCCACUUUGAUGGCUGGGACAGCGAGUAUGACCAGUGGGUAGACUGUGAGUCCCCGGACAUCUACCCCGUCGGCUGGUGUGAGCUCACCGGCUACCAGCUCCAGCCGCCCGUGGCCACAGAGCCUACCACGCCUCUGAAAGCCAAAGAGGCCACAAAGAAGAAAAAGAAACAGUUUGGGAAGAAAAGAAAAAGAAUACCACCAACCAAGACCCGGCCCCUCAGACAGGGGUCCAAGAAGCCCCUGCUGGAGGACGACCUGCAGGCGGCAGAGAAGAUCUCGUCGGAGCCCGUUCCUGAUGAGAAUCCUGAGGCCGCGCCCUUCCCGGAGUUACAGGCACACUCUCUUCUCCCUGCCCCCCACCUCUCUUCCUCCUCAGUCAUUACCGUGCGUGUAAAGGAAGAGCAUCUCGACGUGGCCACGCCUGACAAGGCCCCGAGUCCAGAGCUGCCCGUUCCCAUCGAGAACAUCAAACAGGAGACAGGUGACUGAGACUUCCUCGUUGCCUGCCCAGCCACCCAGCUGGCAGCCAGCCCAGGGCGCCUCGACUGCCACCACCCCUCCACCCCACUUUCCUCUGGAGACUGAGCCUUUCUGCGUGAGCGCUGCCUGGUGCUGUGGGCGCUGGGCAGCGAACGAACACCCAGGGUCUCCCGGACCCGCCCUGUUGCCUCUGCCCCCUCCCGGGCAAGGCCGGCGUGACUAGGGCUGCUGAGACCCACAGACUCGCCUGUGAGCAGCUCCCUCUCCAGCUGGAGUUCCCGAAGCUCUUCCUUACCAGCGUCCAUCCACGCCCACCAUGUCCCUCAACUGCCAGGGGUGAGGGGCCGCACACUGGAGGACAAGUUGCUUGGUGGGGGGGGGGGGUGAGCUCAGCGCACGCGCGCGCCUCUGUGUGUGUAUGAGCACAUUCAGCGUGUGUGUGUAUGUGUGUUCGAGCACACACAUCCCCUGAGAGGGAGGCUGCCACCAGCAUUGAACUUAACCCGCUCUGGAGCCCAGGGGGGCUAGGACCUGUCCUUUUCAUUCUCCUGUUAACCAGAGACGGGUCUGGCCCUGCCAGAAAGUCACAGGGCCGCGAUAGAGUUGGGUGGUCAGCCCUGCUGGCUGAGGUGGCCCUGGAGGAGCUCCUGGAGGAAGGAACACACUUCCUGGCUCGUUUUCCUCACUGUUAGUGUCCUUAACUCCGUAACAUGUUUUGAAUCCCCUUCUCUCUAAAGUACCUUCUAGAAGUUCAUCUAACAUCUGCCCAAAUUUCAGCUGCUUUCUUUCCCCCAGUUAGUCUCCUUUGAAACUGUCUCCUCCCUCUGAUCCAUCCUCUCUUCAAGAGACCCUCUUCCUGGAACCUAAGGUGAUGGCAGGUGCUGUCCUCAGCCCUUUUCUUUCCUUCUACAUGUUUGGGUAGUGACGGCACGGCAGUGUGGGUCCCUGUGUCACCCCUUUAAGGGCUGCAGCUGUGCCGGGCGGGUAUCUGGCUUCCUGGACUGUCAGGUGCUUGUCAGAUGGGGUGCUGACCGUGGAUGUGCUCAGGACCCAGCUGUUGGGUGUCAUCCCAGAGAUGGGGUGACCAGCCCAAGGGGAGCUGAUUUCCUGUCAAUUCAAAGAGAACUUGAUCCUUUCUCCUUUUCUAAAGACACUCUGCAGGCCCACAUGGUAUAGAAACCAGGCCCAGAAAGCACCCUCCUGCAGCCUGAGUUCCCCAAAACAUGACUAGGUGUGUGUGGAACACAGUGACGACCAAGGACGGGGCAGGUCCCAGGAAAGAGGGACCAUGCCUGACCCCACCCCCAUUUCACACACACCAGACUUGAGUGGUGAUGGGUCAGUCAGUGGCAUCAGCUCCCAGGGGAGGAAGGUGGCAUGUGUGUGCACUUCAGCUCUGCCUUUGUUGAGGGUAAACUGCUCAGCUGAGACUAAUUCAUCGUCCCCGAUGCUCUUGCCGUUAAUGGAUCCAGUUCUGACUGAAGAGCUUCUAGGAAAACAGGACUUGUAUGGCAUUUUGGCCUUCGGUUGCUUCUUCCUGAAUGGAGAGGUGAAGCCUACAGGUGCCGUGAGCACAACAGGCAGAGCUGGAGGGCACGAUUAGCUGCCGUUGCGGCCCUGGACUGGCCUCCCAUACUUAACUUGCAUGAGACAAUUGAAUCCCUUUCUUGCUGAA
Molecule: messenger RNA, 3932 nt
Organism: Delphinapterus leucas (beluga whale)
Lineage: Eukaryota; Metazoa; Chordata; Mammalia; Artiodactyla; Monodontidae
Source: RefSeq, a predicted model, not a curated record